Messenger RNA from Trichoplusia ni (cabbage looper), 2354 nucleotides. RefSeq names its product nucleosome assembly protein 1-like 1. The record is from RefSeq and is a predicted model, not a curated record. Gene Ontology annotation, cellular component: chromatin; nucleus. The coding region runs from base 1 to 1200 and encodes 399 amino acids. The transcript has 8 exons. Gene Ontology annotation, molecular function: chromatin binding; histone binding. Gene Ontology annotation, biological process: nucleosome assembly. NCBI's taxonomy places the organism in Eukaryota, Metazoa, Arthropoda, Insecta, Lepidoptera, Noctuidae.
AUGGGUACCGUGGAGCGCGCUGGUGACGACCACACGUCGGAGGUAGAGUCUGGAGAAGAGGAAGAAAUUGUCGGGGGCGGUGAACUGGCCCAUCAUCUCAUGAAAAGCGGCAUUACCCGCAACGAGAUGCUGGCUGCGCUCACAAACCGCAUCCACGUCGAGACGAUGGCGUCCCUGCCGCCGAACGUGCGCCGACGCAUCCGUGCGCUGCGAACACUGCAGAAGGAGUUCGUCGACAUCGAGGCUAAGUUCUACAGCGAAGUGCACGCUCUCGAAUGCAAAUACGAAAAACUAUACAAACCACUGUUUGAGAAGCGCGCUCACAUAGUGAACGGCGGCUAUGAGCCCAAUGACGAAGAGUGCCUGAACCCGUGGCGCGAUGAGACUGAGGAAGAGGAGCUGGCGCGCGCCGUGCAGGGAGCCGCCAUCACCGACGGUACGGAGGAGAAGAAACCUGCUGAGGAGAAGCCAGCCGAGCCACCAAUGGACCCCAAUGUUAAGGGCAUUCCGGACUUCUGGUAUACAAUCUUCAAGAAUGUUUCCAUGCUCUGUGAAAUGAUGCAGGAACAUGACGAGCCUAUUCUCAAGUGCUUGCAGGAUAUUAAAGUGCAAAUGCACGAGGAUCCGAUUGGCUUCACGUUGGAGUUCCACUUCGCGCCUAACGACUACUUCACAAACACUAUUUUGACUAAGGAGUACUCCAUGAAAUGUAAGCCUGAUGAGGAGAACCCAUUAGAGUUUGAAGGACCCGAGAUCUACUCAUGCAAGGGUUGUGACAUCAACUGGAAGAAAGGCAAGAAUGUAACAGUGAAGACGAUAAAAAAGAAGCAGAAGCACAAGUCCCGCGGCUCUGUCCGCACCGUCACCAAGUCCGUGCAGGCUGACUCGUUCUUCAACUUCUUCUCGCCGCCCAACAUGCCCGACGACCCCAACUCAACGCUCGCCUCCGAUAUCCAGGCGCUGCUCACAGCCGACUUCGAGAUCGGUCACUAUAUCCGCGAGCGCGUCGUGUCCCGCGCCGUGCUGCUGUACACCGGCGAGGGGCUUGACGACGACGAUGACGACGAUUAUGAGGAGGAGGAGGAGGAGGAAUGCUCUACGGAAGAGAGUGAAGACGAAGAGCCGGCGCCUCGGAGACGAAUCAAGAAGCCAGUGAAGGGCGGCCCCAUGGACGACCCCGCCGAGUGCAAGCAACAGUAGGCGCGCCCGCUGCCUGCACUACUCUUUUCUAUCGUCGAGGUCUGUUCAUACGACUAGUAUGUUUGGUGCUGAAUAUCAAUUUACUGUCACUACAUACGUGUGUUGUCAUUUACAAAUGAUUCUUUCUUCAAGAGUCCAGUACGGUUUUAACUAGGUAAAUGUUAUAUUCACAAUUCAUUUAACUCGUUGGGUGGUUUGAAGCCUACGGAAAUGUUUAUGUUCAGUUCUCAAACAGAAGUUAUUUAUUAAACUGCAAUACGUGUUUCAAUUUUUAAACAACUGAGGGGUAAAUUCAAUUAAAAAAACCCCUUAAAUUCUUUAUUAAUUUGGAAGCUUCCAAAAAAAUAUUCAAAACAAACGUUUUCUUUAUGUAAUUGCUUAUGUAUAAUGUUUGAAGCAUAAGAAAGUAAACGUCGGCAACCUCGCCACAUUCAAAUAAAUGCACUAUAAUGCAGUGACUGAAAUCUAGGAUAGGAUGCUUUUAAAAAAGGACUUGUGAAAGCGUUGACCUACAAACCUCGCUAAGCUUCAUUACCUUCACAUUCCUAAUUUCGUGUCAAAACACAUAAGGCAGAGGAAUGCAAUCAAGGCAGACUUCGGAACGGAGACGAUAACUUGCCUGUUAUUCCUAGUUUGUAUGUUUAGGCGCCGUAUACCGCGAGAGCGCUCAAUUUAUCUAAUUGUAUAGUUCCGAUGUUGUCGCCCCCGCUUCGGAGAUCGAGUUCAUUUAAUAUAAUCCGCCUUGAGUUCACUUAUUUGUCCAUUGUUAUUAGUAAUCUAAUUCGGUUUGGUGCUUGAGGCACGAUAGCUAGGCUAGUAUGAGACUUGUGAUGUAGUUUACACUGCCUGUAAACAGCUGUUGGAAUUAACGGUCUAUGAGACGGUAAUAAUUAAAUAAUGUUAUUUUGUAAUGUAUAAUUCGCCGAUUGUACGGUAAUACCGCCAGUAAAGUAAGCAUCUAGUUGAUAACAUUACUCCACAAUGCAAUUUAUGUUUAGGCGUAAUUGUUUUUGCGAUUAACUUCGGAGAUGGUAAGGAUAUUCUGAUACCAGUUCUUUUAUUACUAUUAAUGGUAUUAGCGUUAUGCUCGCAUUGCGUACACCAGCUAUAGGGUAUUUGUACACAUAACAUUUUUAAAUAAAUUUAAUACUGAA